AGUCCAAUAGCAACAAGACGUUUUGCCUUCUCACCACCGCCAUGGCGAAGCAGCAGCGAGAGCGGAUGCUACUCCAGGCCGCCUUCGACGGCAACCUCCGCCUCCUCCGGAAGAUGGCGCGGGGGCUGGACAUGACGGGGCAGCAAGGCGAGGCGGUCGUCCUGGCGGCCGUCGCGGACGCCCGCAGCGGGAGCCGCGCGCUGCACCUGGCCGCCACCGAGGGGAGGAUGGACGUCCUCAGGUACCUCGUCGAGGACAUCCGCCUCGACGUCAAUCAAACCAAUGACAAAGAUGAAACUCCACUAUUCCUUUCUGCGUUUUUUGGGAGAACUGCUGCUACAAGAUAUCUGAUUGAUCAUGGUGCUGAUCCAAUGAUUGUUGGUAAAUCAGGCUCACCUCUUCAUGUGGCUGUUGGGAAAGGACACUGUGAAAUAGUAGAAUUGCUGCUGUCAAGAGGAAUUGGUAUUGUUUUUCAUCCUCUCCAUGGGACCCCAUUGCAUACAGCUGCUACGCGUGGUCAAGUUAGCACCAUGAAGAUAUUACUGGACCAUCAUGCCGAUCCUAAUAAGGUUUUCAAUCUCGAUGACACCCCAUUGAUUUUGGCCAUAUCAUCUAAAUCAUUGGAAUGUGUCAAACUUCUCAUCCAAGCUGGUGCUGAUGUGAACUUUAGGGACUCUAACGGUGAUACUUAUGUUAUGGUGGCAGCAAAAUAUGGCUUUUCUGGCGUGAUGAAAUGCUUAUUAGAUGCUGGUGCUAAUCCCAAUAUUCCGGACGAAUUUGGUGCAUUUCCAAUUGAAGUUGCUGCUCUUCAAGGCCAUAGGGAAAUUGUUGAGAUUUUAUUUCCUUUAACUUUACCUAUUUCAAUGCUGCCAGAUUGGAGUAUUGAUGGAAUCAUUUCCCAUGUGAAAAACUUUGGUUUGAAGCGGGAUAAAGAUCUUUGUGUAAAAAAGUUAGCUCAACUGAAAUUACGAGGUAAAGAGGCGUUCAGGAGAAAGGAAUAUUUACUUGCAGGGCAACUCUAUACGAGUGCAAUUGAACUUGGAUCUAAUCCUGACGAUUAUGCAACUCUGCUGGCAAAUAGGAGCCUCUGCUGGUUGCGCUUGGAAAAUGGAGAACGAGCUCUAGUUGAUGGUAAUAUGUGCAGAAUGUUGCAGCCUCAUUGGCCAAAAGCCUGCUAUCGGCAAGGAGCAGCUUUCAUGCUUCUUAAGGAAUAUGAAAAUGCGUGUAAGGCUUUUUUAGAUGGCUUGAAGAUUGACCCAACAAAUGUUGAAAUGGAGAAUGCUUUAAGGGCAGCCGUUGAGGCUAUGAGGAAUGACCUGUGCACUAAGAAAAAUCAGUGACUUGGUCUAUAUAUUGUCAAUCACAGCAGGAGAACUUGAGCUUCUGUUCUGUUGCUAGUUCCAGGACAUUUUGGCCACGAUAACUCUUGUGCUUUUGUGAACUUCAGGUGGCAACAGUACUUGAUAAAUGUGCUUAAACUGGAAUGUGAUAGUGUGGUACUUUUUGUACGUAUAUCCACUUGGGAACCUAGUUGUAAAUGUGCCGAAAUGGCAGCUAUUAUGCCUUAGGUGGUAGUCAAGUGUUCUUCCUGCAUGCUUACAUAGUUAUCCGGGAGUUAUUGUUCUGCCAGCACCAAUAUUAUCUGAUGGACUUGUGGUCUUCCUUGCCGUAAACUGAACGUGCAAUGUGAAUUCGUAACACCGACAGUGUGAUAAAGCGACAGCCCAUAAA
Molecule: messenger RNA, 1731 nt
Organism: Oryza brachyantha (malo sina)
Lineage: Eukaryota; Viridiplantae; Streptophyta; Magnoliopsida; Poales; Poaceae
Product: poly [ADP-ribose] polymerase tankyrase-2-like
Exons: 11
Coding region: 42-1340 (432 amino acids)
Molecular function (GO): protein binding
Source: RefSeq, a predicted model, not a curated record